CCAGAGGAUCACACGCCUCAUCCAUGACACGCGCAUCCACAUCCUGCCUACCAUGAACCCAGAUGGUUAUGAAGUAGCUGCCAACCAGAUGGAGAGAGAGCAAAAGCCCACUGCGCCUAUUUUUAGGACAAGGACAUCCCGGCCAGCCAAAACCUCCCCUAACAUGGACGACGCUGGGCCAAUUGUGCACUGCCCUAUGGGACUACCAAUUAGGGUCAGAUGUGAUACAGCCUGGAAUCAGUAUAUUUGAUUUUAACCACAGUAUUUGUUGUAUUACUUGUUAUGUCUUUUCUGAUGGAUUAAUCUGAAAUUGCAACCAACUUCUAUGGCUUGUUUAAAAAAUACCGAUAUUUUGGUGAUGAUUUUGUUUCCAAAUAACCAAAAGUGAGCGAGAAAAAGGCCAUUCUUGGACAUGAGGUGAGAGACAUUAUUUGUAAUUUGUAGAUAAAGCCAGUUUGUUAUUUAGAAUGAUUUAUUUAUAUUUUCAGAGGGAGAGAAACCAAAAGCCCCCUCAUAAAAUAUUUUUUUUGUAAGAACAUAGUAUUUGGGAAUGAUUUUAAGAAAUGUAGCUUCAUUAAUUUGAUUAAUAUUAUGGUGUUUCUAUUCCAAGAACAACGGAAAACGAAUCCCUCAGGGUUUCCAUUAGGAAAAUAUGGCAUGGUACAACGUAACCUUUAUUUAACUAGGCAAGUUAGUUAUGAACAAAUUCUUAUUUAGAAUGAUGGCCUACACCGGCCAAAUGUGGACGACACUGGGCCAAUUGUGCGCCGCCCUAAGGGACUCCAAAUCACGGCCGUUUGUGAUACAGCCAACCUAACUAAGAAAUACAUUUGACGAUACAAUUCUCCCCCUACCCUCCUUCUUGGCAAGCAUCUAUUGUCCUGCUAACCGACAGAGAUGGCCGCCUCGCUUCGCGUUCCUAGGAAACUAUGCAGUAUUUUGUUUUUUAUGUGUUAUUCCUUACAUUGGUACCCCAGGUAAUCUUAGGUUUCAUUACAUACAGUUGGGAGGAACUACUGAAUAUAAGAGCAACGUCAACUCACCAUCAUUACAACCAGGAAUAUGACUUUCCCGAAGCGGAUCCUGUGUUUUGCCUUCCACCCAGUACAAUGGAUCUGAUCCCAGCCGGCGACCCUAAACAACGACGCCGUAAAAGGGGCAAACGAAGCGGUCUUCUGGUCAGGCUUCGGAGACGGGCACAUCGCGCUCCACUCCCUAGCAUACUACUCGCCAAUGUCCAGUCUUUUGACAACAAGGUUGAUGAAAUCCGAGCAAGGGUAACAUUCCAGAGAGACAUCAGAGAUUGUAACGUUCUUUGCUUCACGGAAACAUGGCUCACUCGAGAGACGCUAACGGAGUCGGUGCAGCCAGCUGGUUUCUUCACGCAUCGCGCCAACAGAAACAAACAUCUUUCUGGUAAGAAGAGGGGCGGGGGUGUAUGCCUUAUGAUUAACGAGACGUGGUGUGAUCAUAACAACAUACAGGAACUCAAGUCAUUCUGUUCACCUGAUUUAGAAUUCCUCACACUCAACGUCAACAAAACAAAGGAGAUGAUUGUGGACUUCAGGAAAAAGCAGAGAGAGCACCCCCCUAUCCACAUCGACGGGACAGUAGUGGAGAAGGUGGAAAGUUUUAAGUUCCUCGGUGUACACAUCACGGACAAACUGAAUUGGUCCACCCACACAGACAGCGUUGUGAAGAAGGCGCAGCAGCGCCUCUUCAACCUCAGGAGGCUGAAGAAAUUCGGCUUGUCACCAAAAGCACUCACAAACUUCUACAGAUGCACAAUAGAGAGCAUCCUGUCGGGCUGUAUCACCGCCUGGUAUGGCAACUGCUCCGCCCACAACCGUAAGGCUCUCCAGAGGGUAGUGAGGUCUGCACAACGCAUCACCGGGGGCAAACUACCUGCCCUCCAGGACACCUACACCACCCGAUGUCACAGGAAGGCCAUAAAGAUCAUCAAGGACAACAACCACCCGAGCCACUGCCUGUUCACCCCGCUAUCAUCCAGAAGGCGAGGUCAGUACAGGUGCAUCAAAGCAGGGACCGAGAGACUGAAAAACAGCUUCUAUCUCAAGGCCAUCAGACUGUUAAACAGCCACCACUAACAUUUAGUGGCCGCUGCCAACAUACUGACUCAACUCCAGCCACUUUGAUAAUGGGAAUUGAUGAAAAUUAUGUAAAAAUGUAUCACUAGCCACUUUAAACAAUGCCACUUAAUAUAAUGUUUACAUACCCUACAUUACUCAUCUCAUAUGUAUAUGUAUAUACUGUACUCUAUAUCAUCUACUGCAUCUUGCCAUCUUUAUGUAAUACAUGUAUCACUAGCCACUUUAAACUAUGCCACUUUAUGUUUACAUACCCUACAUUACUCAUCUCAUAUGCAUAGACUGUACUCUAUACCAUCUACUGCAUCUUGCCUAUGCCGUUCUGUACCAUCACUCAUUCAUAUAUCUUUAUGCACAUAUUCAUUAUCCCUUUACACUUGUGUGUAUAAGGUAGUAGUUGUGGAAUUGUUAGGUUAGAUUACUUGUUGGUUAUUACUGCAUUGUCGGAACUAGAAGCACAAGCAUUUCCCUACACUCGCAUUAACAUCUGCUAACCAUAUGUAUGUGACAAAUAAAAUCUGAUUUGAUUUGAUUUAAUAGCCCAUAAUGGCGCUGUACAACCUGACCGGUCUAGAGUAGGCUACAGUACUACUGUAAGAGCAAAAU
Molecule: messenger RNA, 2714 nt
Organism: Salvelinus fontinalis (brook trout)
Lineage: Eukaryota; Metazoa; Chordata; Actinopteri; Salmoniformes; Salmonidae
Gene: cpn1
Product: carboxypeptidase N, polypeptide 1
Exons: 2
Coding region: 930-2108 (392 amino acids)
Biological process (GO): proteolysis
Molecular function (GO): zinc ion binding; metallocarboxypeptidase activity; methyltransferase activity
Source: RefSeq, a predicted model, not a curated record